Messenger RNA from Panicum hallii, 1449 nucleotides. Its product is annotated as aspartyl protease family protein At5g10770-like. Gene Ontology annotation, biological process: proteolysis. The record is from RefSeq and is a predicted model, not a curated record. The transcript is spliced from 2 exons. The coding region runs from base 1 to 1449 and encodes 482 amino acids. NCBI's taxonomy places the organism in Eukaryota, Viridiplantae, Streptophyta, Magnoliopsida, Poales, Poaceae. Gene Ontology annotation, molecular function: aspartic-type endopeptidase activity.
AUGGCUUCUCUGGUGCGGCGGUGCUCUCGGUCGCGCGGCUGCAGCCUCGCGGCCCUUCUCGCGCUGGCAGCUCUCGCCUCUCCUGGCCGUCUCGGCGCGGCGGCGGCGGGCGAGGGCGGCAGCGGAGGGAAGUGGCACGUCGUCAGCGUCAGCUCGCUGCUGCCGAGCACGGUCUGCACGGCCACGGAAGCGCCACCCAACCCGUCGGCGCUCAGCGUCGUGCACCGGCACGGCCCGUGCUCGCCGCGGUGGUCACGCGGCGACCCACCACCGUCUCACGCGGAGAUCCUGGGCUGGGACCGGGAGAGGGUCGACGCCAUACACCGCAAGGUCGCCGGCGCAGCGGCCUCCAAGAGUGCGAACGCGACCCUGCAGGCUCACUGGGGCAAACCCCUCGGCACCAGCAACUACUUCAUCUCGGUCGGCCUCGGGACGCCGGCGAGGGACCUGGCGGUGGAGUUCGACACCGGCAGCGACCAGUCGUGGGUGCAGUGCAAGCCGUGCGGGGACUGCUACGAGCAGCACGACCCGCUCUUCGACCCCGAGGGGUCGUCGACCUACUCCGCCGUAUCCUGCGGCGCGCGGGAGUGCCGAGAGUUCGGCUCGCGGAACUGCUCCUCAUCAUCAGACGACAAGAAGUGCCGGUACGAGGUUUCGUACAGCGACCAGUCGCGGACCGUGGGCAACCUCGCGCGGGACACGCUGGCACUGACGCCGACAGCAACCCUCCCGGGCUUCAUGUUCGGGUGCGGCCACAGGGACACCGGGGUGUUCGGCGAGGUCGACGGACUCCUCGGCCUCGGCCGCGGGAAGGCGUCCUUGGCCUCGCAAGCGGCGGCCCAGUACGGCGUGGGCUUCUCCUACUGCCUCCCAUCGUCGCCGAGCACCGUGGGGUACCUGACCUUCGGUGCAGCCGCAUCCGCGCCAGCGAACGCGCAGUUCACGGCGAUGGUUACCGGCAAGCACGACGCGUCGUUCUACUACCUCAACCUCACCGGCGUAAGGGUCGCCGGGAGGGCGGUCGAGGUACCCCCGUCCGCGUUCGCGACGGCGGCCGGCACGAUAAUCGACUCGGGCACGGCGUUCAGCCGCAUCCCGCCGCGCGCCUACGCCGCGCUCCGGUCGUCGUUCCGGCGCGCCAUGGGCGGCAGGUACAGGAGGGCGCCCGCCCCGCCGCCCUUUGACACGUGCUACGACCUCGCCGGGCACGAGGCCGUGCGGGUGCCGUCGGUGGCGCUGGCGUUCGACGGCGGCGCCACCGUGGUCGACCUCGACCCCAGCGGCGUGCUGUACGCGUGGGACAGCAUGUCGCAGGCGUGCCUGGCGUUCGCGCCCAGCCCCGACGAGGCGUCCCUGGGCGUGCUCGGGAACGUGCAGCAGAGGACGCUCGCCGUGGUCUACGACGUGGGCAACCAGAAGAUCGCGUUCGGCGCCGAGGGCUGCGCCUAG